Molecule: messenger RNA, 3580 nt
Organism: Calidris pugnax (ruff)
Lineage: Eukaryota; Metazoa; Chordata; Aves; Charadriiformes; Scolopacidae
Gene: RBM12B
Product: RNA binding motif protein 12B
Exons: 2
Coding region: 892-2991 (699 amino acids)
Biological process (GO): regulation of RNA splicing
Cellular component (GO): nucleoplasm; ribonucleoprotein complex
Molecular function (GO): RNA binding
Source: RefSeq, a predicted model, not a curated record
CGGGGGACGCCAUCUUGGUGGUGCCGUGCCGGGAGCCGCGGGCAGCGGGGCUUCGCCGCCCAGCCUCUCCUGGUGGCCUGUCCGUUAAGUUGAUUUUACAGAAUUUAUCAGGUCUUCAAAGCAGAAACAGGUAAGCUGCAAAAAGCUUAACACUUCUCACUGAGUAUUGUGACAAGAUCAUGCAAGGCGUUUUUUUUCUCUCAGACUCGUGGCUGGGAAGUAGGAGAUGCUCUCCUGAGUGCAUGUGGCUGCUGCAGCUAAUGCUCUGACUACGUGAAAGAGACAAGAUUUUUGAACGCUGAGAAAACGUGUGUUAUUGAACAGAACUGGUCACUGGGUAGAGCAACUUGUCAAAGCAGUAGAGUCAUCACUGUUGGUGAAUUACUUCAUCCUCCAGUGACGUAGUUAUCCUUUUUCCUUUCUCAUUUUAUCACCUAGUAUUUUCUGUGCUACGAUCACAUGUCCUGUUCAAAAGUAAACAGGAAUUUUUUAAAUAUUUUUGUUAUUAUUCCUUAGGACUGGGCAGAGGUCUCUGGCAUACAGUAACUAUGCCGUGAAAGGCUUUAGGUGUUCUUUAGGUAUCAUGGAUGGUGAGGAAUGACUUAGGUGGAUUUUGUUGCCCUUAGGACAGGGAAUCGAUAGGCUUGUGCACGUGUGCUGGUGGAGUAGCAAAUAGUUUGACUAAUCAACUUUCAGUGAAUCUUGUUUUAAUCUUGUUCUUGUGACCUUGUGGGGGUUUCAGUACCUUCUCUCUUGAUUGAGACAAGGACAUUCAUUAAAAAGGCUCUAGCUUCUUAAGUGUUAAGAUACUGUAAUAGCUGAGUACUAAAGACGUGCUAUCAUGUGUACCUUUUUGUCUGCAGGUGAUUUUUGCUGUGGGUUGAGCUCAGCAUGGCUGUAGUCAUCCGUUUACAGGGGCUUCCUGUUGUUGCGGGUCCUCCAGAUAUUCGUCGUUUCUUCUUGGGAUUGAAUAUUCCUGAUGGAGGUGUUCAUAUUAUUGGAGGAGAGAUUGGGGAGGCUUUUAUUAUAUUUGCAACAGAUGAAGAUGCACGGCGUGCCAUGAGCUGUUCAGGAGGGUUUAUCAAGGACUCGCGCAUAGAGCUGUUUCUCAGCAGCAAGGCAGAGAUGCAGAGUACCAUAGAAAUGAGCCGGAAACGCUUUGACCGAGGGGGGCGAGAAACUAUGUCUGGCUCUAGAAGAACAGGUGCUAAUGGUUCUGGUGCAUCGGGUGUUGGAGACGUUCCACAUUUAGUCCCGGCUUUUCCAAAAGGAAUAAGUAAACCUGGUUAUGGUCCACCAAAUCAUCCGGAGGCUGGUUUCCAUACCAAUGGCACGAGACAUGGUGAUAUAGGUAUGCCUAAAUCGAGCUAUCAGUCAAGAAAGGAUUCUCAUCCGUUUAACCCAGAUGAUCUUUAUUUAUUUCUCCGUGGUAUACCUUACUCUGCAACGGAAGAUGAAGUACGUGCUUUCCUUUCUGGGAUACAUGUGGAUGGAGUGAUUCUGAUAAAGCAUCGCAAUGGUUUAAACAAUGGUGAUUGCUUGGUAAAAUUUGCCACGCCUGGUGAUGCCUUAGAAGGACUUAAACGUCACAGACAAUACAUGGGUCCGAGGUUCAUAGAAAUUAGCCCAUCUACAGAGGAACGGUGGAUUGAAUAUGGUGGCAGGGUAGACAUGCCAAAUGAAAUGGAUCGUUUUUUCGGCGAAGACCGGUCCCCAAGAAGUUCAGGUUACAUGCAUUCAAGGAAGCAUUCUCAUUCGAGAUCCCCAAGGAGACAAAGAACACGUUCUCGUUCACCUCCCAGCCAGGAGUAUUACAUACACUUAAGAAAUCUGUCUACUAACGUGGAGAAGAGAGAUUUGAGAGCUUUUUUUCCUGAUCUGGAUAUAUGCAGCAAACAAAUCAAGCUUCUAACAGAUAAGCAUCAGAGGAGGACUAGAGAUGCCUUUGUGAUGUUGAGGAGCGAGAGAGAUUAUCAGGCUGCUUUGGAAUGUCAUAGGAAGGUUCUUCUCAACCGUCCUGUUUACAUUUUUCCAAUUUCAAAAAAGUCAAUGUUGAAAAUAAUUGAUUCUUGUGAGAGGAAAAGAUCGCAGGACAGAGAUCAUCCUGGACAGGCCAUACCAGACAAAGGUUACCGGGAAGGUCAUUCCGGCCCUAAGAUGUGUGUUUAUGUAAGGAAUUUUCCAUUUGAUGUGUCAAAAAUUGAAGUGCAAAAGUUCUUUGCAAGAUUUGAUAUUGAUGAAGAUGAUAUUUACUUGCUCUAUGAUGACAAAGGAGUUGGGCUGGGAGAAGCAUUAGUGAAGUUUAAAUCUGAAGAACAAGCCAUGAAAGCAGAAAAUUUAAAUCGUCGAAGGUUCUUGGGAACAGAGGUAUUAAUAAGACUUAUAUCUGAAGAGCAGAUGCAGAAGUUUGGUGUAAAUGUACCGUUGUCUGCACCAAAUGAAAUUCAGGGUCAUUCACAUCCGUAUGACAGAGGUGACCUUUCCCGGCCAGUUGGUUCACCAUCUGGGCCACCACAAGGGCCACCCAUGCAUUCAUUUGGUCCCCCUGGGAACUUCAGGCAUCCUUCUGAAUUUAGGCACCCCCCUGAGGACUUCAUGUGCCCUCCUAAGGAUUUUAGAGGUCCGCCACCCCUCAUGGAUUUCGGUGGGGACGGUGAACCUUUUGGCAGAAUGGAGUUUGGGAAUAAUAAAAUGGGGAAUUUUCCUGAAGGAAGAUUUAUGCCGGAUCCAAAUUUCAGUGGUGGUUCUGAACGCGUUGUUCCUAUUCGAUUGAAAAAUCUACCUUUUAAAGCUACUCCUAAUGAGAUUCUGGAUUUUUUCUAUGGCUACAGAGUCAUACCAGAGUCAGUUUCUGUACAGUAUAAUGAACAAGGAUUACCUUCAGGUGAUGCCAUCGUUGCUAUGACAAACUAUGAGGAAGCUAUGGCUGCUAUCAAUGAACUGAAUGAUAGGCCAAUUGGUCCACGGAAAGUUAAGUUGAGCUUGCUGUAAAGGAGUAAAAGUUGCUCUAGAAUAAGACAUUCUAGAUUUGACAGUAUUGACAGUUAUUUUCACUUUUUUAAUUACUGGGUGAUGCAGAAAAAGCUGUUUCCAUCAACGGUUGUAAAUAGUUCAGUUGUUUAGCUCUUGGUUGAAAUAUCUGUAUGGUUAAGAUGCGAGAACUGUAUUGUGCCUGCUUCUUGUGGCAGAGAAGAACCCAGAAAUUCUGGAGGAUAUUGAAUGUCUUACAUCAAGAUAUAAAGGCAUGGAGUUGUAAUGCUUUGGGGUUUUUUUAGUUUGCUUUAAUUCCGUGUCCCAUGACUUUACAUCAAAUAAAAGUUUAAGUGCUGGUUGAUUGACCACACAAACGGUUCAAAUAGAAGAACUUCAGUGCUACCUGCAUUAGUAAAUAACACUUCUUACUGAGGUUAGCUUAAUAAAACUAAAAAAUGACUGAUUUUUUUUUUGUUAACUGUUCAGAUUUUUUUUUUUGUUUCAUGUGGUUGAAGGCAUUUCUAUUAAAAGAAGAAAAAAGAGCUUCCUGUUCACAUUAGCUGGCUUCGCAAUUUUUUUUUUAAAUAAAAAAGAAAUUGUCAUUAAA